GGGACAGUUUUGUGUACAGCGUUGUUCCUUGUUCCUGCUAUAGUUACACAAAUUUUUAUUGGUUAACAAUAAUUAAUAAAGCGUCAUUAUGAGCAAAGCACAUCCCCCAGAACUAAAAAAAUACAUGGACAAGAAGCUGUCACUUAAAUUGAAUGGUGGAAGACAUGUCAUUGGAAUUCUUCGGGGAUUUGAUCCAUUCAUGAACAUGGUUAUUGAUGAAACUGUUGAGGAAUGCAAGGAUGGAACCAAGAAUAAUAUCGGGAUGGUGGUGAUACGAGGUAACAGUGUCAUAAUGCUGGAGGCUUUGGAUAGAAUAUAAUAGCUGGCACAAAGAUUAUUACUGAAAGGUUAUAAUAAUGAAUAAAUGAAUGUCUUUGUUGUAAUGCCA
Molecule: messenger RNA, 388 nt
Organism: Athalia rosae (coleseed sawfly)
Lineage: Eukaryota; Metazoa; Arthropoda; Insecta; Hymenoptera; Athaliidae
Gene: SNRPG
Product: probable small nuclear ribonucleoprotein G
Exons: 4
Coding region: 89-319 (76 amino acids)
Biological process (GO): spliceosomal snRNP assembly; mRNA splicing, via spliceosome
Cellular component (GO): U2-type prespliceosome; spliceosomal tri-snRNP complex; catalytic step 2 spliceosome
Molecular function (GO): RNA binding
Source: RefSeq, a predicted model, not a curated record